Molecule: messenger RNA, 1071 nt
Organism: Metschnikowia bicuspidata var. bicuspidata NRRL YB-4993
Lineage: Eukaryota; Fungi; Ascomycota; Pichiomycetes; Serinales; Metschnikowiaceae
Product: NADHX dehydratase
Exons: 1
Coding region: 1-1071 (356 amino acids)
Biological process (GO): metabolite repair
Molecular function (GO): ATP-dependent NAD(P)H-hydrate dehydratase activity
Source: RefSeq, a predicted model, not a curated record
AUGCUCGCUGGCAAAUCACAGAAAGAACUACUCAAGCUAGCCCGGCUGAUUGUCCAGCCUUUACAGCUGAACUUCCACAAAGGCCAGGCGGGAAAGGUCGGCAUUUUCGGCGGCUGCGAGGACUACACAGGCGCCCCCUUUUUUGCCUCCCAUUCAGCAGCAUUGGUGGGCGCAGACCUCAGCCACGUGAUCUGCGAGAAACUAGCGGCGCCGGUCAUCAAGGGAUACUCGCCCGACUUGAUGGUGCACCCCUAUUUGUACGAGCUGCUGAAUCCAGAGGUGGCCCGCUUUGCCCCUGCAGAAACGUGGGCCGCCUUGCUGAAAAAAACGCCCACGGAGGCCUUAAAGGACGAGCUGCUCGGGAAGAUCGUGGACACGCAUAUCUUGCCCAAGGUGAUGGCACUCGUGGACCGGAUCGACGUUUUUGUGGUGGGCCCGGGCUUUGGGCGCGACCCCUUGAUGCUCAAGACGCUCCAGCGCAUUUUGCAGGAGAUCAUGGUGGCCAACAAACCGGUGGUUCUCGACGCAGACUCGCUUUUCCUUAUUCUGUUGGACCCGCUGCUCAUCCGGGGAUACAAGAAAGCCGUGAUCACGCCCAACGUGGUGGAGUUUGGCCGGAUCUGCUCGGCCCUCGGGAUCGAAAACACAGACUCCGUAGAAACCGCGCAGAAAGUCUCGGAACUGUUGGGCGGCGUGGUGGUGGUGAAAAAGGGCGCACAGGAGGUCAUAGUGAGGGGCCAGAGCUGCCUCUUGAACGAUAUGGAGGGGUCGGUCAGACGCGUGGGUGGCCAGGGCGAUACACUCACAGGAGCCAUGGCCACCAUGCUUGUGUGGGCGUCCCAUUAUCAGGAGGGCGCCUGGGAAACGCCGAGAUACGAGCACAUUGAAAACGACGACCUUGCUUUGGUUGCGUGCUACGCGGCGUGUGCGUUGGUGAGGGCGGCCAGCAACAAAGCAUUUGGCCGGUACAAGAGAUCGAUGCAGACAUCGAACAUCCACGAAUUCUUGGGCGAGGCUUAUGGGGAGCUUUUCGAGGCCUCUGGUGAGCAGACUAUUGGCAAGAGCCAGUGA